Molecule: messenger RNA, 354 nt
Organism: Anopheles cruzii
Lineage: Eukaryota; Metazoa; Arthropoda; Insecta; Diptera; Culicidae
Product: cuticle protein 19-like
Exons: 3
Coding region: 16-354 (112 amino acids)
Cellular component (GO): extracellular matrix
Source: RefSeq, a predicted model, not a curated record
AAAAAACCAACCAAAAUGUUCAAGCUCCUCGCUCUCAUCGCCUGCCUGGUGGUCGUUGCCUCUGCUCAGUAUCAUGUUCCGGAGCAUGAGCACAAGGAGCAUCACGCCCAUCCCAAGUACAAGUUCGAAUACGGAGUGAAGGACCCGCACACCGGAGACCACAAGAGCCAGUGGGAAGUCCGGGACGGAGAUGUCGUCAAGGGAGCAUACACUCUGGAGGAAGCUGACGGAACCCACCGUGUGGUCGAGUACAAGUCGGACAGCCACAACGGUUUCGAGGCCAAUGUAAAGAAAGUUGGACACGCUCAUCACCCGCAUGGAGCCAGCUACGUCAACCUUGACAAACACUACUGA